AUGUCUUCAGAUGAGAAACCCCAGAACCUGGACACUAGCUCCCCGACUAGAGAAGAGCCGGAACAACAGGAGCCACAACAGCAAGAGCCGGAACAGCAGGAGCCCGAGCGUCAAGAGCCGCAGCGUCAACAGUCCGAGCGUCAGGAGCCAGAGCCUCAACAGCAACAACAGCAACAGGAAGACAACGAGGAUGAGGAUGCCGGCAACGACUCCGACAACGCAUCGGAGCAGGAGCAGGAGCAACAGCAAAACGGCCAGCAAAACGGCAAAGUAGGCGAGCUCAGCGAAGACAACUCCGACGGCCAAGAGGACAACGAGCCCAAGACCCCCCCUCAGCAAGAACAACAACAACAACGCCGCCGCCGAACAAGCGGCAGCCGCGAAAAGGCCCAGACCGAGACAAAGACCCAGUCUCGCCGGAGGAGAAGGGCCCCCUUCCAGCGCCAGGUAGAAGACGACUACGACGAGAGAGACCAGGGGAUGGUGCCGCACCAGCAGCGCGACCAGCAGCAGCAACAGAUGUAUCAGCCGCAGCAGCAGCAGCAGAUGUAUCAACAGCAACAGAUGCAGCAGCAGCAGAUGCAACAGCAACAAAUGCAGCCGCAGAAGAAGGAUGACGGGAAGAACCCACUCAAGCUGCGGCUCGACUUAAAUCUAGAUAUCCAGAUUGAGUUGAAGGCGAAGAUCCACGGAGACUUGACACUGGCUUUACUGUAA
Trichoderma breve is the source of this 717-nucleotide messenger RNA. RefSeq lists its product as uncharacterized. The transcript is spliced from 2 exons. NCBI's taxonomy places the organism in Eukaryota, Fungi, Ascomycota, Sordariomycetes, Hypocreales, Hypocreaceae. The coding region runs from base 1 to 717 and encodes 238 amino acids. The record is from RefSeq and is a predicted model, not a curated record.